UCACACAUGGAUCCACAGAACCUUACACGGCUCCCCGAGUUUUUCCUCUUGGGACUGUCAGAGGAUCCUGAACUGCAGAUCUACAUCUUUGGGCUCUUCCUGUCCAUGUACCUGAUCACCGUGCUGGGGAACCUGCUCAUCAUCCUGGCCGUCAGCUCAGACCCCCACCUCCACACGCCCAUGUACUUCUUCCUGUCCAACCUGUCCUUUGUGGACAUCUGCUUCAGCUCCACCACCGUCCCCAAGAUGCUGGUGAACAUCCAGACACACAGCAAGGCCAUCACCUAUGAAGGCUGCAUUGCCCAGAUAUACUUUUUCGUUGCCUUCAUAAGUCUGGACGAUUUCAUCCUGUCGGUGAUGGCCUAUGACCGCUUUGUGGCUAUCUGCCACCCCCUGCAUUACACGGUCAUCAUGAACUUCCGGCUAUGUGGGCUGCUGGUCCUGGUGUCCUGGGUAGUCAGUCACCUGCAUUCUUUGUUACAGAGUUUAAUGGUCUUACGUCUGUCCUUCUGCCCACACUUGGAAAUCCCCCACUUUUUCUGUGAUCUCAAACAGAUGGUGCAGUUGGCUUGUUCAGACACGCUUGUGAACAACAUAGUGCUUUACAGCUUAUCUGUGCUAUUGGCGGGUGGUCCUCUCUUUGGCAUCCUUUACUCCUACUGUAAGAUCGUCUCCUCCAUCUGGAAAAUCUCCUCAGCCCAGGGGAAGUUUAAAGCCUUUUCCACCUGCGCGUCUCACCUCUCUGUGGUCUCCUUGUUCUAUGUCACAUCCCUAGGUGUGUACCUGAGCUCUGCUGGCGCCCAUGGCUCACACUCCAAUUCAAUCCCCUCGGUGAUGUACACGGUGGUCACCCCCAUGCUGAACCCCUUCAUCUACAGCCUCAGGAACAAAGACCUCAUGGGGGCUCUGAGAAGACUUUUCCAAGGAACUGCUACAAAGGGUCUAGUAGCUCGGGACUGA
This is a messenger RNA of Sorex fumeus (smoky shrew), 960 nucleotides long. Its product is annotated as olfactory receptor-like protein OLF4. Gene Ontology annotation, cellular component: membrane. The transcript has a single exon. Lineage: Eukaryota; Metazoa; Chordata; Mammalia; Eulipotyphla; Soricidae. Gene Ontology annotation, biological process: G protein-coupled receptor signaling pathway. Bases 7 to 960 code for a protein of 317 amino acids. The record is from RefSeq and is a predicted model, not a curated record. Gene Ontology annotation, molecular function: olfactory receptor activity; G protein-coupled receptor activity.